AUGGCUCAAAAUCGUUCUAUGGAAGCCCGUACGGGGCGAAAGAACCAACGCUACGGUUCUAAAGGCGAACGCCUCGUCGCUGGUGUCGUCCCCCUCUCAAAUGACAAGUCCAGAGUCCUCAUGAUUCAGUCCCAAGGCCCCGGUGGUUGGGUCCUCCCCAAGGGCGGCUGGGAAACCGAUGAGUCAACGGCAUCACAGGCUGCCUGUCGUGAGGCCUGGGAAGAAGCCGGUGUCAUCUGUACCGUGCAGCGGGAUCUGGGACUAAUCCCCGACAUGCGACCAAACACCCUCCUAACUUCCAAUGCGCCCAAGGCUUCCUACCAAUUCUUCGAAGUCACGGUUGAAAGAGAAGAGGCCGACUGGCCUGAGAGGCAUAAGCGCCAACGCAAAUGGGUUACCUAUGCCCAGGCUGCAACUGCGUUGGCCAAUCGACCUGAGUUGUUGGAAGCUCUAAACCGCAGCUCCUUACAGCGGUAG
This is a messenger RNA of Penicillium verhagenii, 477 nucleotides long. Its product is annotated as NUDIX hydrolase. Gene Ontology annotation, biological process: diadenosine hexaphosphate catabolic process; diadenosine pentaphosphate catabolic process; adenosine 5'-(hexahydrogen pentaphosphate) catabolic process. Gene Ontology annotation, molecular function: bis(5'-adenosyl)-hexaphosphatase activity; endopolyphosphatase activity; bis(5'-adenosyl)-pentaphosphatase activity. The record is from RefSeq and is a predicted model, not a curated record. Bases 1 to 477 code for a protein of 158 amino acids. Gene Ontology annotation, cellular component: nucleus; cytoplasm. The transcript has 2 exons. NCBI's taxonomy places the organism in Eukaryota, Fungi, Ascomycota, Eurotiomycetes, Eurotiales, Aspergillaceae.